CUUUCUUCUCAGGUGUAAAAGUUAACAAAAAUAGGUAUCUGUAAACGUAUUUAUGAAAUAGCGGGACAGAGCGGGACAUUUUAAUGUACUAGUAAUCACAAUGAGUGAAAAAAAGGAAAUUCCUCCUAAAGUUUUUCAAGAAAUGGUGAAGGAACAUUUGCCCAAUCUGGAUUGACUGUUCCGACUAGCUUGGACUACUGGUAUUCCACUAUGCAUAAAUUUGCAAUCUGCUCUAACCUAAUCCUCUCAUUUGAAAAGCUGAACUUGUCAAGAAUGCAUUGUACUCAGAUGGGUAUAAUAAAAAAGCAAGAGAAGGUCUAGUGAUACAAGAAUGAUGUUUACUUCUUUCUCACCUACGAGUAGCAUUUCUCAAUCCACACCCACAUCUGGUAAAAAAAGACCCAUUUGUGAUGAUAAUUUCAGGGUUUCUAAACUUAAAACACCUAGUUGCUCUGAUUCAUUGGAAAAAGACACCAUCUAUACAAAAGAAAUGAUUGAAAAAUGUGAUAAUAAAGAAGAACUGCUGAAAAUGUAUGGAAAUUUAAAGAGAAACAACCUGGAGCUAGAGAAAAAGCUGCAGAAAUUGCAACUAGUCAAAAAGCAUCAUUCUAAAAUUGUGCCUGAAAAUUUGAUUUCGUUGACUGAAAAAUGGUUAACUACUGCACAGUCUGCACUUGUGAAAUUGUAUGAAGAGUUACCUGAACCUAAACCCAAUGAUCUUCUAUGCCUUAUGAAUAAUUUGCGAAUCGAUCCUGCAAUUGUAAAAUAUGAUCCUGAUCAUCCAACAUUUUCUCUUGCAGAUUAGUUUUCAUUAUCAAUCAUUAAUUUUUGUUUAUUUGGUCACUAGUCUUUUUUUUCUGUAGUACUUAUUUUCUUUACAUUCUGUCAGCACUUUUUCUUAUGAAAAAUGUGCAUUCUGGAAAUUCUUUUUCACUUAAUCACCAAUAAAGUGAUAGUAUGAGGAAGAAUUGCUUUAUUUUGUUUAAAAUGGAAAUAUUUUAUAAAUUGUUUGCUUUGCCUUUUCUCUUUUUGUAAAUGUUUAUGACUGUUCAUUUCAUUUUGUGCUACUGUAAAUCUUUAUUACUUUUUUAAUAUACAUUAUUAUCGCACAAUUGUUUUCUUUAUUGUAAGGAGUUAAAACUAGUGAGGUUGUGUAAUGAUUGAUUUAAUUAUUUUGCAUUAUUAACAUAUCAAAUAUUUAUUUUCAUUUUACUGCUAGUUAUUUUUGUGAUGUUCUAAUGAUGGUUCUUUAUAUUCUGUGUGUACAUUUUUUUAAUGGAAAGAGUUUCUUAUAAAAUAUUUUGAUAAUCAUCAAGAAUGUGAUAGCUUAAUAUUGUAAAAAAUAGAAAUAUUUUAUUAUUAGUUAUUAUAAAUUGUUACAGACAUUAAAACUAGUUGUUCCAGUAAGCAUUAUUCUUAAGAGUUAUUUUUCGAAAUUAUUAGUACUACUGUCAUUAGCAUAAUUACUUUAUUUAGUUUAGUUUCUUGAAACUAGAUCUCUCCCAAGAGUAAUUUAAUGUAAAAUUUUUUUUAUUGAUUUAUGUUUGGCGAAAAAAAUUGUAAAAAAGUUAUGGUUUUUGCUGUUAGAAUAGAAAGAAUGGUUUACUCUUACCAUUGUCUGUAAAUAUAUGAGAGGUCUGUGAAACUGAUAAAAAUUUAAUUAUAAACUGAUAAAAAAUUUUCAAGGUUAUAUUGAAUAGAAAGGCAAUAAAAAAAAAUUAAGCUAGUGUUUUAUACUUAAAGCUUUUCUCAAAAUUUUUCAGAAUGAUUGGUUUUUUAAAUAUCUGGAUAAAUUAUCUGGAUUAGAUCUGGUAGAUUAUAUUUAACACCAUUUAGGCAAUAAACUCAAUAUAAAUUUAAAAUAUUUUGGUUUUAUAGUUAUUACUAAAUAUUUUUGAAUGUUGAUUUCUUCUAAUUUAUUGUAAGCAGUGUAUGAUUGAUCAGAUAAACUUUUUGAAUUUCAUUGCCUUACAUGCAAGUACUUUGUCUUCCAUAAUAUUAUGUGUAUGUUAAUGAAAUAAAAUCUAAUAAAAAAUUUCAAACUUU
Messenger RNA from Parasteatoda tepidariorum (common house spider), 2046 nucleotides. RefSeq lists its product as uncharacterized. The record is from RefSeq and is a predicted model, not a curated record. Lineage: Eukaryota; Metazoa; Arthropoda; Arachnida; Araneae; Theridiidae. Gene Ontology annotation, cellular component: Swi5-Sfr1 complex. Gene Ontology annotation, biological process: positive regulation of DNA-templated transcription; double-strand break repair via homologous recombination.